AUGGAGCAGCAGGCGAACAGGGCACAUCGCCCUGCGAAAGAGAAGAAGAAAUUUGAGGGUACAGUGAACCCGCUCCAAUACAACUGCAAACUUUCUGCUUUCGAGCCCAUGCUAACAAUGAUUUUUUUCUUUACAGGUGCUAAUCCAAAAGCAUUCGUUACCGCCAGGCCUGGAAAGCUCAAUAAGCAGGCUGCGCGAUCGCAUGAUGUCAAGGAAAAGAGACUCCAUGUCCCCCUCGUGGAUCGUAUGCCCGAGGAGGCCCCGCCAGUUGUUGUCGCGAUCGUUGGACCCCCGGGAGUUGGUAAGACAACUCUGCUCAAAUCUCUGAUCCGCCGCUACACCAAGCAAACCCUCAGCUCGCCGCAAGGCCCGUUGACCGUUGUUACGACCAAGCGCAAGCGCCUCACCUUCCUCGAAUGCCCGUCCGACUCUCUUGCAGCUGCGAUCGAUGUUUCUAAGAUCGCAGACAUUGUUCUUCUCAUGAUUGACGGAAACUUUGGAUUUGAGAUGGAGACCAUGGAGUUUUUGAACGCCUUAUCGACGGCCGGUAUGCCGGGUAACGUCUUUGGUAUCCUUACCCAUCUUGAUCAAUUCAAGAAACAGAGCACGUUGAAGGACGCGAAGAAGCGCCUGAAGCACCGUUUCUGGAGUGAGCUGUACGCCGGAGCAAAGCUCUUUUACCUGUCUGGUGUUAUCAACGGCCGUUACCCCGAUCGCGAAGUGCACAACCUCUCAAGAUUCUUGUCCGUUAUGAAGAAUCCUCGUCCGCUAGUGUGGCGCAACUCCCACCCUUACGCACUUGCAGAUCGCUUCUUGGACAUUACACCGCCUACUCAGAUCGAGGAAAACUCGAAGUGUGAUCGCACAGUCGCGCUCUACGGCUACUUGCGCGGCACCAACUUCCCGUCCCAUGGUGCCCGAGUCCAUGUUCCUGGUGUUGGUGAUCUUACCGUUGCCAAUAUUGAGGGCUUGCCCGAUCCAUGCCCAACUCCAUAUAUGGACCAGCAGAUCGCCAAGGCAACAGGGAAGUCGAACAGGCGCAAGCUUGGCGAGCACCAGAAGCUGCUUUUCGCUCCCAUGUCUGAUGUUGGUGGAGUCCUGGUCGACAAGGAUGCGGUUUACAUUGAUGUCAAGACAAAUACGUUUGACCGAGACUCAGACGAGGAUUCUGGCGAUGAGGAACGCCGGGGUCUCGGAGAACACCUUGUUGUUGGCCUUCAAGGCGAGCGCAAGAUGUUAGGUGAGGCUGAUAAGGGUGUUCGUCUUUUCCGUGGCGGCGAGGCCCUCGAUAACGCGGACGAUGACGAGACGGGGCGAAAAGAUCGACGCCGCGCCCGCGUUGCCGUACCCGAACAAGACGACAUAGAUAUCCCCGAAGGAUCCGAUAGUGAAGAGGAGGCCGAUGAAGAUAUGGACGAGGAUGAUGUGACAGACGAUGAAGGCGAACUCGACAUGUCUGCGCCUGCAGACUUUGAAGCCCGCUUUAAGGCCAAACAGAACGGAAAUACCGACGGAGAGGAAGAAGACAUGGCUUUCGCUGACAGUGAUUCCGACCUUGGUUCCAUCUCUUCUGUCUCAGACCAGGAACUCGAGGGCGGUGAUGAAGACGAGGAUGAGGAUGAGGAUGAUGAAGAAGAUGAGGAGGGCAAUGUUCGAUGGAAGGAGAAUAUGCUCGCCAAUGCCAAGUCUCUUCACGGAAAGCGCCCUCCUUUCCGAGUCACCGACUUGUCCAGAAUGAUGUACGACGAGUCGAUCACUCCAGUUGAUGUCGUGAAGACAUGGCGCGGUGAAGAUUCCGACGACGAUGAGGACGAGGAAGAUAAAACCGCUGACGACGAAGGCGAGGAUUUCUUCAAGAAAACAAACAACGAGAAGGAAGACCAAGCCGACUUCCGCGCCGUUCCAGAGUACGACUACGAUGAGCUGGAGCGGAAGUGGCGGGACGAGGAAUUACUCGAAUUAAUCAAACUCCGCUUCAUCACUGGCAAACUGUCCGGUGGUGCCUCAGAUGACGAGGAUGGUGAUAUGGACGAGGAUGACGAAGAUGAAGAUGAGGGCGACGGUGAUUAUGAAGAUUUGGAAUCUGGUGAAGUUUUCAACGGUAUCAAGGAAGAUGGUGAUGAAGAUGAGGACGAGGAAGGUGACGAGCCCGAAACGGCUGCCGACCUGGAAGCUGAGCGUGAGCGAAACGCCAAAAAGAAAGAAGAAUUGAAACUACGUUUCGAAGAAGAGGACCGCGAAGACGAUUGGUACGAUCUUCAGAAAGCCAAGCUGCAAAAGCAGGCAGAUAUCAACCGCGCCGAAUUUGAGGCACUCGACCCCGCCUCGCGCGCCCGGGCCGAAGGUUACAAAGCCGGCACCUACGCGCGUAUCGUCCUCGAAAACGUACCUUACGAGUUUGUCUCCAAGUUCAACCCUCGCUUCCCUGUCAUCGUUGGUGGUCUCGCACCUACUGAGGACCGAUUCGGCUACGUGCAGAUCCGGAUCAAGAGACAUCGCUGGCACAAGAAGAUUCUCAAGAGCAACGACCCGUUGAUCUUUUCACUUGGCUGGCGUCGCUUCCAGACCAUGCCUAUCUACAGCACCUCCGACAGUCGGACGCGAAACCGCAUGCUUAAGUACACACCUGAGCAUAUGCACUGCUUCGCCACAUUCUACGGUCCUCUUGUCGCCCCCAACACUGGUUUCUGCUGUGUGAACUCGUUCUCGAACAAGAACCCCGGUUUCCGCAUUGCCGCCACUGGUGUUGUUCAGAGCGUGGACGAGCACACAGAAAUUGUCAAGAAGCUCAAGCUCACCGGUUACCCUUACAAGAUCUUCAAGAACACCGCCUUCAUCAAGGAUAUGUUCACCUCUUCCCUGGAAAUUGCCAAGUUCGAAGGUGCAUCCAUCAAGACUGUCUCUGGUAUUCGCGGUCAGAUCAAGCGUGCGCUAUCCAAGCCUGAUGGCUGUUUCCGUGCUACAUUCGAGGACAAGAUCUUGAUGAGUGAUAUUGCCUUCCUGCGCGCUUGGUACCCUAUCAAGCCCCACCGCUACUACAAUCCUGUGACCAACUUGUUAGACCAAGUUGAGGGCGAGAAGGGCGAUAGUGGAUGGCAAGGCAUGCGCCUGACCGGCGAGGUCCGACACGCUCAGGGCAUCGCCACUCCCAAACUCAAAGACUCAGCUUACAAGCCCAUCGAAAGACAAGCCCGUCACUUCAACCCGCUCCGUGUGCCAAGACAGCUGGCUGCCGAGCUCCCCUUCAAGUCGCAGAUCACCAAGAUGAGAGGCCACAAGGACCAGACCUACAUGCAGAAGCGUGCCGUUGUCCUUGGAGGCGAGGAAAAGAAAGCUCGUGACCUCAUGCAGAAGCUCACUACCAUGCGCAACGAGAAGCAGGCCAAGCGAUCCGCCAAGCAGGAGGAGCGCCGCAAAGUCUACCGCGCUAAGGUGGCUGAUAGUCUGGAGAAGAAGGCCGAGCGCGAGAAGAGAGAGCGCAACGAUUACUGGCGCAAGGAGGGCAAGAAGCGCAAGAACCCGGACGAAGACUCCGGUGGCCGUGGACGCGGCAAGAAGCGCAAGUGA
Molecule: messenger RNA, 3567 nt
Organism: Penicillium mononematosum
Lineage: Eukaryota; Fungi; Ascomycota; Eurotiomycetes; Eurotiales; Aspergillaceae
Product: GTPase BMS1
Exons: 3
Coding region: 1-3567 (1188 amino acids)
Biological process (GO): ribosome biogenesis; maturation of SSU-rRNA from tricistronic rRNA transcript (SSU-rRNA, 5.8S rRNA, LSU-rRNA); endonucleolytic cleavage of tricistronic rRNA transcript (SSU-rRNA, 5.8S rRNA, LSU-rRNA)
Cellular component (GO): nucleus; 90S preribosome
Molecular function (GO): U3 snoRNA binding; GTPase activity; GTP binding
Source: RefSeq, a predicted model, not a curated record